This is a messenger RNA of Platichthys flesus (European flounder), 3033 nucleotides long. RefSeq names its product atypical chemokine receptor 4a (gene ackr4a). Gene Ontology annotation, biological process: immune response; chemotaxis; G protein-coupled receptor signaling pathway. Gene Ontology annotation, molecular function: chemokine receptor activity; scavenger receptor activity; chemokine binding. The record is from RefSeq and is a predicted model, not a curated record. The transcript has 2 exons. Gene Ontology annotation, cellular component: membrane. NCBI's taxonomy places the organism in Eukaryota, Metazoa, Chordata, Actinopteri, Pleuronectiformes, Pleuronectidae. The coding region runs from base 90 to 1205 and encodes 371 amino acids.
AGAACCAAUGCCGACACAUAACAAAGUAUUUGAUCUGUUGUGCAUCGGGUAGACACACAGGACUGAGAGGUGAAUGAAACACAAUUAGCAUGGAUAAUCCAGUGGGCGAUGAAUACUACUACCAUGACAACAGCAGCUUCAACUUCAGCUACGACGACUACCCCACCAUAUGCGAGAAGGCAGACAUCCGGUCCUUUGCCGGCUACUUCCUCCCCAUCAUGUACGCCAUGUGUCUGCUGGUGGGACUGGCGGGAAACGGCUUAGUGGUGAUCGUGUACGCCUACCACAAACGCCUGAGGACCACCAUGGAUGCGCUCCUGACCCACCUGGCUGUGGCCGACCUGCUCCUGCUCUUCAUGCUGCCGUUCUGGGCCGCUGACGCCCGGAGGGGCUGGGAGCUCGGGUUGGUCGUGUGUAAGGUUGUGUCGGCUUGCUACACGGUCAACUUCACCUGCUGUAUGCUUCUGCUGGCCUGCAUCAGCUUGGACCGCCACUUGGCUCUAGCCAGGGCGCAAGGGAAGGACCAAGGAAGCUGGCUGCAGAGGAUGUUUUGCAGGAGACACUGUUCCAAGGUGUGUGUCGUCGUCUGGGCAGCCGCUUUCAUGCUCGGCCUUCCUGAUUUAAUUCUCUCCGAGGUGAGGUGGGGCUCUAAUUGGAGCGUCUGCAUUGCAGUCUACCCUCCGUCUAUGGGCGUAGGAGGUAAAGCUGCCCUGGAGAUAGCAGAGGUGCUGCUGGGCUUCCUGGUUCCCCUAUUGGUCAUGGUGGUCUGUUACUGGAGCAUGGCCCGAGCGCUGAAGGGUCUCCCUGUAGAAAGCAGAGGCAAGAAGUGGAAAGCUCUGCGUGUUCUUCUGAUAGUGGUGGGAGUGUUUGUGGUCACACAGCUGCCUUACAAUGUGGUGAAAGUCUAUCAGAUGAUGGACUCGGUCUUCGCUCUGGUGACCCACUGCGGGACAAGUAAAGUGCUGGAUAAGGCGGCUCAGGUGACUAAGAGCCUGGCCCUCACUCACUGCUGCCUCAACCCCAUCCUCUACACCUUUGUGGGCUCGUCCUUCAGGCAGCACCUGACCAAACUGGCCAAGAGGUUUGGUGAGGGGAGAAGAAAGAGGAGGACGAGGAGAAACGACGUGUCUGCGGAGGGGGAAGGGAUGGAGAUGUCAUUCAACUCCCACAGUGCAUCUCAAGCAACAAACACUUUCUCAAUAUGAGUUACUAGUGUGCAACAAUGAACAUCUUCACAUGGAUCACAUAUAUAGUAUAAGUAGCAUAAGAGCGGAUUCAGUUACUGUGUAGAAACAGCAGCAUUGGAAUUGUGUGAAACCCAUUAAGUAGAAAACUGUAUAUCCCUUGAUGUCAAAAAUAAGAGGUUGGUACUUUAAAUGUAUUUGCUGUAUUAAUGUACAUCUUCAAGCAACUACAAUUUUUCUGUCAAGUGAUCAACGAAUGAAAAACACAUUUGUCUUUAAUGUUUGUUUGGACUGUUUUUAAAUUAUCUUUUUAGUCUAGAGAAUCAGAAAUAUUCCUGGCUGGAUACUUCCCAUGCUAAUUUUGUUUUUUAUUUGUUAUGAUCCUGUUUUUUGUCCAGAAUUAUUAUAAAAUACUCAGAUAUCAGUAUUCACAUUAAAUUCAGUGUGUGUGACCUGUGCACUCAUGAGCGCAUACACUACCUAAGUAUUCAAGACUGGAAGUGAGGGUGUCAUGACAGGACUUUUGAUUCCAUGUCACAGACACCAAACUGUUUAGUUCCACUUUUUGUUAAACUAAAGCCCCUGAUCUCUUAGCUUAGACCAUGACUUCCAGGAAAUGAGAAUAAAUCGAAACCCAGUGGGAUUCCACUCCCUCUCAUGUGGUUAAGUCCCAAUUUAGUUGCUUCCUGGAUUCCUGAAGCUUCCCUUCUGAAUAUUUGAAACACAUGUACACCUCACAUUUUCCUAUGAGCAGACAGCCAAACUCCACAAGAGAGUGAAAAAUAACCUAUUUGUUUGGCGAUGAUUAAACCACUAAACUAUUGUAUUUUCAUUGAUGUAAAUCUUGUUAGAUCAUUACAGAUGUUUUCCUUUAACACUAAUGAUGUUGUUCUUUUCCAAACCAGUUUAAAGAUCCACUUGUUUAAAAACUGUAAGUUCCACAUAAAUACCAGCUACAUAGUUUAAUGUGUGUGUUUUAUAAUCCAAGUAUUAGAUGCACUGUUUUGCUGUUUGUUAUGUCUGUCACCGGGAUGGAAAAGAUUAAGUGAUUCUCAAAGUCAUGCUCUGCCAUGUGCGUCAUUUCAUGUGGAAACCAUUUCACUGAGGUUUACCAUCUGCUCCACUUUGUGUUUCAAGGGUCUGAAAUAACAAAAAGGAAACCAUGUUGAAAUGACUCCUUCCUCCUUUCCAAAUCAGACUAAGAUAAUUACUCGUGAAAAAAGAAAAGUUCUUACGUUGAGAUUAAAUACAUUUAUUGAAAAUGUGCAAAGAAACGACAAUCGCAACAAAAAAUGUGGCUUCUUGUAUUUAAAAAAUAUAUAUAAAUAUUCAAAAAGCCACCUAAGGCUUGUCAUAUUUAUUGUGUGUGAUAAGAAACAUGGAUAAUUAACUUUCUAAAUUACAAUUAAGGCAGUCAACCAGCUUCAGUUUCAAAUUAGAACAAAGAAUUGUAUUUUCUUAAAUUAAGUAAAAAAAGAAAAUAUACAUAAAUGUAAAAAUAAUCUCAAGAUUAUUUUAAAACAAAAAAAACUCAGAGGCCCAGCAUGGCAGUGACACAAUAGAAAACAAAACUUUCUGGCAUUUUUCACAAGAACAAGGUUACAAAAAGUAACCAAAACUUUCUGUCCUUAGAUACAAUAUGACAUAACUAUAAAUCUGUGAACACGGUUUGGUUUCCUUGAAAACAAACAUACUUACCCUGAACUAGAUCAUCAACCCUGUAUCCAACAUUGGAAAAAAGCCAAUACUGAAUAAAUGUUUUUGUAAAAUCCUCUAGCGAUUAACACUGUCAAAAUCACAAAUGUGGAUAAACUGCAUGAAAUAAAUGUGUCUUGAAUUCUCUUUUCAA